CUAUAAAAAAACUGAGUGAUGAAGAAAAACAGAAAAGAAGCGUAAAGAGGGAGAAUCGAAGAGAGAGAGAAAGAACAUAAGAGAAGAAAGACCCGAGCUGUAGGCCGACGGAAUUUGUGGAUCCUCCUCCACCGCCACCACCGCCGCCGCCGCCGCCGCCGAGUUCGUGACCCUUAGAGCCUCCCGUAAACUGAUUUUCAGAGAUGGAAGACCAGAAGCAUCUGUCAGUUAACCAUGGUUCGGUUAGUAAGUCAAGAAAAAAGAAACCCGUGCCACAACACCCUGAUAUCUCUCAAUCCCACGAGAUACGAACAUUUUCCGGACAAAAGGGGAAAAAGGGCACCAAAAGAGGUGCGAUAAACGAAGCUCCACCAGUGUUCCAGACAGAGAGACACUUAAUCCCGGAUACAAUGCCUGAUUCUUCGACAUCUGGCAACGAAUACAGAGCUCUCAGGCUGAAGUACUUGCUCUUGGAGGAAGAAAGCUGUGGAUUAGGAAAAGAGUUAGAGGCGGUUGAAGACGAUAUCAAAACCCUCGAAGAGGAGAAACUAUCUUUAUUGGAUGAACUUGUCGUCUUAGAAGGGCUUAUUGCUCCUUCGGAUCUUCAACCGAGAGGACAGAGAUUGCAAUAAGUUGCAUUAUAAUUUUAAUACAUGUUGC
Erythranthe guttata (spotted monkey flower) is the source of this 660-nucleotide messenger RNA. RefSeq lists its product as hypothetical. The record is from RefSeq and is a predicted model, not a curated record. Lineage: Eukaryota; Viridiplantae; Streptophyta; Magnoliopsida; Lamiales; Phrymaceae.